UGGCAGCGCUUGUCUGUGUCGAACCCAAAAAGCGUAAACAACAUUUGCAAAAUUAAUAAUAAAAAAAAAUUGCAGCGCAAUUAUGGAUUUAAACAUGAAACCGUCAUUAGCUGUCGAUGAAAUGUUCUCAGAAGUGGCCGGCUACAUGGACAUGGAGGAGUCGGGCAGUGCCACAGGAAUGAUGAUGGAUCAUCUGCCCACACCCACAAAUGACAAACAUGUACAUGCCGAUUUCUAUAACGAUUUCGACGAUCUAUUCGAUGACGAUGAUAACUGGGCCAAAGUCAGAGGUGCCAACGACAAUGGUUCCAAGUAGCUAAGCAGAAAUCAAUUUUGUCUUUUCGAUUAGGUACUUUAACUUUAAAAUAAAUGAAAAUAAAUAUUCUGUAAUUCAUA
This is a messenger RNA of Drosophila innubila, 396 nucleotides long. RefSeq names its product COP9 signalosome complex subunit 9 homolog. The coding region runs from base 83 to 316 and encodes 77 amino acids. Gene Ontology annotation, biological process: negative regulation of protein neddylation. The transcript is spliced from 2 exons. The record is from RefSeq and is a predicted model, not a curated record. Lineage: Eukaryota; Metazoa; Arthropoda; Insecta; Diptera; Drosophilidae.